AUGGAAGACGAGCCCGCGCCCUACAGCCCACAACUUCGGGCGGUUCUUCAGGACCUUGAUCGAGAGGUUCGACAGUUUGACCUCCGCUUACUGGAAGCGGGCCUAACAGACGACGUCAGAGGUCUGUGCGAUAGGCUGUACGAUCUGGAAGCCGAAAGUGCAGCCCAGAGAGCGGAAAUAUCCCGCUUGCACGGUCGAGUUCCCCGCUUGGAGGACCAGGUUCAUCAGGGCCGCGGCUGGCUCCUCCACUUGCCUGAUAGGACCACGGCUUUGGAGGAAGCCACUCAAAAGCUGGCCAUCAAGGUCAGGUCACUGGUGACUCUGCUUCGGGAGACACUUUCGGAGACAGUGGCGACUCUGAGGAUUCUAAUUCUGCGCUCCCUGCCUCAGCGCCCUUGGAUGUUGCUGAAUCAGAUGCAGAAGCUGCGUUCGAGCCUAGUUCCUCCAGCGGAGCUCUAUCCUGGCAGCUUAUAUCGCAAGGAGAUCAGGUGGGCUACAGCGGGCGACAACCCACAGUUGCUCGGCUCCGCCCUGGCCCCGAUUUCCCCAAGAUUGCAUUCUCCUGCUUUGCGGGCAGCGGCUGACGGCGUGCUCACCAGCAAGGAUAACCACAAGGCAUGCGACGAGCGAAACAAGGUUCUUUUUGACCAGCUUUGCAGAUCGCAUGGUGCCUACAGUGAGGUGCUUCAACAGCUUGCAAGCAGUCGAGAGGGUGCCGUGAUCCAGUCCCGCCUGCUUAGCAAGGUCAGCGACACCACGGCCGCCCGCUACCUUCGCUCAGUGCAGUUGUUCUUUUGUGCCUUUGAGGAGCUUGGUGGCAACAUGGACGCGAUCGACCAAAGCCUCUUUCUUGACGCCUUUUUCGCUUUGUCUCGAGGCUCUGAGUCUGGCCCACUUUCCAACAGCAUCAACGUGCUGAAGGCGCUGCGUUGGUAUAAGAAGCUGUUGGCUAUCUCUUGCUUGCCAGACCUGUACGGCACCGCUUUCAGUUUGCUUUCCAGCCCGGCAAACCUGGCAGACAGGAUCUGGGCGGGCUCCUUCUUGGUCGCUAUCGGUGCCAGCCUCCGCUUUGCUGAUGCACAACAUGUUCGCUGGAGUACGCUCUGCAUCAGCAACUUUACUCUGCGAGGCAUAUGCUACAGAACCAAGACUACUAAGGGCGGCUGCCCUUGGGGCCUACUCAGCUUUGGUGCCUUUUCCUCAGCGGAGGCGUGGGGGAUGACAUGGCUUCCCCACUGGCUAGGAGCUUUAGAUACUGUCUGGGCCGAUAUCAGAUCCCGCUUUGGCCCUCAGCCUGAGCCGGACUGCUUAUUCUUCUUGUGGAUUGAGUCUGGAUUUGCGCCGGCAUCUUACUCGCAAGCUCUGCAGAAGCUUCGCUACAUGCUUACACUUUCUGGCAUAGCUCCGGCUGCCCAGUACACGCUUCAUAGCCUCAAGACAACUUUUCUGUCCUGGAUGAGCCAACUAUCUAUCCCGCUUGCCUCCCGCUUUCAACAGGGGCACCACAAGGCGCCGGGUUCGGCCCAACUGUAUUCCCGUGACGACGUCUGGCCCGCUUUGCGCGCACAGUGGCUGCUUUGGCGUUCUAUACACGCCGGGUUCCGUCCGGCCAGACCACAGCACAGGGUCGGCCAGUCCCCGCUCGUCGAACCACUCGUGGAGACCUCAGGCUUUCAGUGGGAGGAAUACUGCCUGGACCUUUCCUGCUUUGUGCUGGGCAACGGCUGUCAGUCCUUCUUGGCGCUUGAACACCAGGAUAGUGACCUACGGGAAGCACGCGAAUCCAGCUCGGUGAUCACAAGUUUGGGGGGCCAAGCUUCCCUCUUGUGUGCACGCCCGGCCGCAGGUGGACCACUUUGA
Symbiodinium sp. CCMP2592 is the source of this 1860-nucleotide messenger RNA. NCBI's taxonomy places the organism in Eukaryota, Dinophyceae, Suessiales, Symbiodiniaceae. The record is from the annotation of a GenBank genome assembly.